Messenger RNA from Chrysochloris asiatica (Cape golden mole), 1569 nucleotides. It is a transcript of the gene ZNF24, whose product is annotated as zinc finger protein 24. Gene Ontology annotation, molecular function: RNA polymerase II cis-regulatory region sequence-specific DNA binding; DNA-binding transcription factor activity, RNA polymerase II-specific. Gene Ontology annotation, biological process: regulation of transcription by RNA polymerase II. The transcript has 4 exons. Bases 173 to 1279 code for a protein of 368 amino acids. Lineage: Eukaryota; Metazoa; Chordata; Mammalia; Afrosoricida; Chrysochloridae. The record is from RefSeq and is a predicted model, not a curated record.
GCGCCGGAGGCUUCUGGGAAGGGCUUGUUGAGCGGCGUUUCUGCGUCUGCCGUGGACAGCGAAGCCGCUGCGGUUCCUGAGCCGGAGGGGUGCCGGUGGAAAAAAAACGGGGAGUUUUCCUGAGUCCUGUGUCCUGCCUUGAUUGGCCUGUAUUGAAGUGUUGUGAUUCAGGAUGUCUGCACAGGCAGUGGAAGAAGAUUCCAUACUUAUCAUCCCACCUCCAGAUGAAGAAGAAAAAAUUCUGAGAGUGAAGUUAGAGGAGGAUCCCGAUGGGGAAGAGGGAUCUAGUAUUCCCUGGAACCAUCUUCCUGAUCCAGAGGUUUUCCGACAGCGAUUCCGGCAGUUUGGAUACCAGGAUUCACCUGGGCCCCGUGAAGCUGUGAGCCAGCUCCGAGAACUUUGUCGUCUGUGGCUCAGGCCAGAGACACACACAAAAGAACAAAUCUUGGAGCUCGUAGUGCUGGAGCAGUUUGUAGCCAUCCUACCCAAGGAACUCCAGACUUGGGUUCGAGAGCAUCAUCCAGAAAAUGGAGAGGAGGCAGUGACGGUGCUGGAGGAUUUGGAGAGUGAGCUUGAUGACCCUGGACAGCCGGUUUCUCUUCGUCGUCGAAAACGGGAAGUACUAGUCGAGGAGAUUGUCUCUCAAGGAGAAGCUCAGGGAUUACCAAGUUCUGAGUUGGAUGCUGUGGAGAACCAGCUCAAGUGGGCAUCCUGGGAGCUCCAUUCCCUAAGGCACUGUGAUGAUGAUGCUAGGACUGAAAACGGAGCUAGCGCUCCAAAGCAGGAGCUUCCUUCCGCAGUAGAAUCUCAUGAUGCCCCCGGCACUCUCAAUAUAGGUGUUCCUCAAAUUUUUAAAUAUGGAGAAGGCUGUUUCCCCAAGGGCAGGUUUGAAAGAAAGAGAAAUCCUUCUCGAAAGAAACAGCAUAUAUGUGAUGAAUGUGGAAAACACUUCAGUCAAGGCUCCGCCCUUAUUCUUCAUCAAAGAAUUCACAGUGGAGAGAAGCCCUAUGGAUGUGUUGAGUGUGGGAAAGCCUUCAGCAGAAGUUCCAUCCUUGUGCAACACCAGAGAGUUCAUACUGGAGAAAAACCCUAUAAAUGUCUUGAAUGUGGGAAAGCCUUUAGCCAGAAUUCUGGGCUUAUUAAUCAUCAGAGAAUCCACACUGGGGAGAAACCUUAUGAAUGUGUUCAGUGUGGGAAAUCCUAUAGUCAAAGCUCAAAUCUUUUUAGACAUCAGAGAAGACACAAUGCGGAAAAACUUCUGAAUGUUGUGAAAGUUUAAGAAAUUAUUAAAAAAAAAAAAAGUCAGCACUCAGGUCUUUUUCUUCAGAAAUGAAGACAAAAUGAAAACCAUGAAAUGAUACAUGAUGGUUUGUUUCCCUACUGACUGACUAUCAGAAAAGCCACUGGGAAAUGUAGAAAAUUUUGACUCACCAUUAUUUUAUCUUGAGCGAAGUGUGUCAUACCUGCCUAGAAACUGAAAUUUUAAACAUAAUUCAGGUGUUAAUACCUAACUCUUCUAUGUGAUAUUUAUACUUUCUAUUAUUUUUCCAAAUAAUUAACUACCUGAUU